Molecule: messenger RNA, 4446 nt
Organism: Leptonychotes weddellii (Weddell seal)
Lineage: Eukaryota; Metazoa; Chordata; Mammalia; Carnivora; Phocidae
Source: RefSeq, a predicted model, not a curated record
CUGUCUGCCCUUCAAUCCCUAGAAGAGAGAGGGCUUCUGCCAGCUUCUUCAGCAGAUGAAGAACAAGCACUCGGAGCAGCCGGAACCAGACAUGAUCACCAUCUUCAUCGGCACCUGGAACAUGGGUAACGCCCCCCCUCCCAAGAAGAUCACGUCCUGGUUUCUCUCCAAGGGGCAGGGAAAGACGCGGGAUGACUCUGCUGAUUACAUCCCCCAUGACAUCUACGUGAUCGGCACCCAGGAGGACCCCCUGGGAGAGAAGGAGUGGCUGGAGAUACUCAGACACUCCCUGCAAGAAAUCACCAGCAUGACUUUUAAAACAAUUGCCAUCCACACCCUCUGGAACAUCCGAAUUGUGGUGCUGGCCAAGCCGGAGCAUGAGAACCGCAUCAGUCACAUCUGCACUGACAAUGUGAAGACAGGCAUCGCCAACACGCUGGGGAACAAGGGAGCUGUGGGGGUGUCGUUUAUGUUCAACGGAACCUCUUUGGGAUUUGUUAACAGCCACUUGACUUCCGGAAGCGAAAAGAAACUCAGGCGAAACCAGAACUACAUGAGCAUUCUCCGGUUUCUGGCUCUGGGGGACAAGAAGCUAAGCCCUUUCAACAUCACUCACCGCUUCACCCACCUCUUCUGGCUCGGGGAUCUGAACUACCGCGUGGAGCUGCCCACCUGGGAGGCAGAAGCCAUUGUCCAGAAGAUCAAGCAGCAGCAGUACGCAGACCUCCUAUCCCACGACCAGCUGCUCAUGGAGAGGAAGGAGCAGAAGGUCUUCCUGCAUUUUGAGGAGGAAGAAAUCACGUUUGCGCCCACCUACCGUUUUGAAAGACUGACUCGGGACAAGUAUGCCUACACUAAGCAGAAAGCCACAGGGAUGAAGUACAACCUGCCUUCCUGGUGUGACCGAGUCCUCUGGAAGUCUUACCCGCUGGUGCAUGUGGUGUGUCAGUCAUAUGGGAGCACCAGUGACAUCAUGACCAGUGACCACAGCCCGGUUUUCGCCACAUUUGAGGCAGGAGUCACCUCCCAGUUCGUCUCCAAGAACGGCCCCGGGACUGUCGACAGCCAAGGGCAGAUUGAGUUUCUCCGGUGCUUCGCCACGCUGAAGACCAAGUCCCAGACCAAAUUCUACCUGGAGUUCCACUCGAGCUGCUUAGAGAGUUUUGUCAAGAGUCAGGAAGGAGAAAAUGAAGAAGGAAGUGAAGGGGAGUUGGUGGUGAAGUUUGGCGAGACCCUUCCAAAGCUGAAGCCCAUCAUCUCUGACCCCGAGUACCUGCUAGACCAGCACAUCCUGAUUAGCAUUAAAUCCUCCGACAGCGACGAAUCCUAUGGCGAGGGCUGCAUUGCUCUACGGUUAGAAGCCACGGAAACUCAGCUCCCCAUCUACACACCUCUCACCCACCAUGGAGAAAUGACGGGCCACUUCCGGGGGGAGAUUAAGCUGCAGACCUCCCAAGGCAAGAUGAGGGAGAAGCUCUACGACUUUGUGAAGACUGAGCGAGAUGAGUCCAGUGGGCCCAAGUCCCUGAAGAGCCUCACCAGCCACGACCCCAUGAAGCAGUGGGAACCUGCCAACAGGGUCCUUCCAUGUGGCAGCUCCAGCAUCACUGAAAUCAUCAACCCCAACUACAUAGGGGUGGUGCCCUUUGGGCACAUGAAGCAGUCCCUGUCCCCUGACCAGCAGCCCACAGCCUGGAGCUAUGACCAGCCGCUCAAGGACUCCUCCCUGGGGCCCGGAAGGGGAGAGAGUCCCCCAACACCACCCUCCCAGCCACCCGUAUCCCCGAAGAAGUUUUCAUCCUCGAUAGCAACGCGGGGCCCCUGCCCCAGGACGCAGGAGUCAAGGGCCUGGAACGCAGCAGGCACUCGAGAAAUGCCUAUGGAAUCUCCACGUCCUACCCCAUCGGCCAGUCAAGUUCAAGUUCAGCCCCUGCCUCUGAACCUAAAGAGAAAGCUGAAAAGAGACUAUAACAAGUUGCUAGAAAAGUCAGAUCUUCAUUCAGUGCUGGCCCAUAAGCUACAAGCUGAAAAGCAUGACAUCCCCAACAGGCAUGAGAUAAGGUAUUUUGAAACUAUCCUGUGUUGCUUGGUGCUUGUCUUGCAGGAUGCUCACGAUGGGGAAGUCAACGCUGUGCAGUUCAGUCCAGGCUCCCGGCUGCUGGCCACAGGAGGCAUGGAUCGGAGAGUUAAGCUUUGGGAAGUGUUUGGAGAUAAAUGUGAGUUCAAGGGCUCCCUGUCUGGCAGUAAUGCGGGAAUUACGAGCAUCGAAUUUGACAGCGCUGGAUCUUACCUCCUAGCAGCUUCAAAUGAUUUUGCAAGUCGAAUCUGGACUGUGGAUGAUUAUCGGUUACGGCGUGAGGAGUACCCUUCCCACGUGAUCCGUACAGUUUGGCUGACCUGUGCUGAGUGGAAUCCUUACUCCUGUGCUGUAUUGAACGUAAGCCUUGUUGCUGGAGUGUUCGGGACCUUACGAGAAGGAUCCAUGGGAGGUUUUUACACAGCCACGGCACAGCUGCCCCUUGGCUGGCGGCAAGUGUAUGUUGUCGUUCCAGUUUCGGAGAGGUUUAAACGUGGGAGAAACGAGUCUUCGAAUGUGUACCAGCUUCUCCCUUCGGAAGGGGGGAUACGGGUGGCCCCAGGUUUUCCGUCCCUAAAAAAAAAAAGCUGUUGGAGAGCUUCUAGGGAAGCUGCAGAAGGGCGGUCUCCUUUCCUAGUUCUCGCUCUGCCUGCCCAGCGCUUCUCCCACGGGAUGCUGAAUUGGGGGUGGGCGGUUGACACUUUUCUGGUCUUGUUCCACAGCCCUGAUGGUGGUUAUGUGGCAGCGGGCUCGGCUGAGGGCUCUCUCUACAUCUGGAGCGUACUUUCGGGGAAGGUGGAGAAGGUCCUUUCCAAGCAGCAUGGCUCGUCCAUCAAUGCAGUGGCGUGGUCCCCCUCCGGCUCCCACGUCGUCAGUGUGGACAAAGGAAGCAAAGCUGUGCUAUGGUCAGAGUAUUGAUGGCACCCCCGAGAGAGUGAGAGAGAGAGAGAGGAGCUGAAGCCGGCGAAGCACACGAGCCCCUGCGGGCUCUGUCCUGCAUGUGGUGUGUUGGGUGUAGCUUCGACCUCCAGAGACGAGCUGGAGCCGCGUGGUGCCGUGGCCUACCUUUGAACAGGAUUUCUGAGGAUUUCAGCUGAGGUCUCUCAUGGCCUGAAAGAAUAACACUGAAAAAAUCUGGCCCUGCAGUCACUUAGCAGAGGUUCAGGUUCUUGCCUUGCCUUGAUUCGGGUGGGAAACACUACUGGCUCUGAUCUUCCAUACCUCAGUGGGGGGGAGCACGGGCACCUGCCGGCUUCCUCACUGGCCGACAGGGCCAAGAACGCCCCACGCGCACGUGCGGCUGUCGGUUCUCCCUCCGUGCUUUCUCCCGUCCUUCCAGAGUCGGUUCUGGCCCAAUGCAUGUCCUGUCACCUUGGGAUGGUUUUCCUGGUGAACUCACUUGAAUCAUUGGAUUAACAGAAACCCAAACAGGAUUACCCCUGCCCUCAGCCCACAGGGACUGCCCUGAUUUCUGAGGAGAUGACAGGACCAUGGUCCUCCCUGCUGGUCUCUGUCAUAAUUACGAGGCUCUUACUCUGAUCUCAUCUGAUUACUGUUGGAAUUUCCUUAGAUCUCCUAAACCGUUCUUAGAAAGCAGCUGUUCUUCAAAGCUUCGGGCUUCCUUUUUCCCUAACGAUGCUACACACCUAUUUCUUGGUUGAGAAGUAAAUCUCAGUUUGGUUACAAAAUACUUUCUGGAGGUAGGAGAGGAAGUGCAGAAACCUUGCAGGGAAGCGGGGCUGCUGCAGAUGGCCCUGUGGCCAUCUCUAGGCUCCCAGAAAGUGGGCGAGGCGCACACCACCUUCCUCCGCCCCGUGUGCCUCGGUGACAGUUGCUGGUGACAAGGGAUUGGAAGCCUCGAAUGUAUUAGCCUGGAGCCAGCAGUUCCGGGUCACUGCCCCUUUGCCAAGCCUACGUGCAAUACCCCCUCGGUGCUUUAGUUCGAGAAGCCCAUUCCAAGAAGCAUGGGAACGUCGUCUUCAAGUUUCAGGAGUUCUGAUUGAGGCCAGGGAAAAACUGGCCUGUGGCUUUUUUUUUUUUUUAACAUUUAUCUUUACCAUUUUACCUGUGUAUAUCAUUUUAGUUCCUGAGUGACUGAAACACCAAUACUUUCAUCACUUUUUAAUUUGCACUUUAUUUUUUUCCUUCCACACUUGUUCUCUGGACAGCUGUGGGUAUGAGUGCUGGAGCUGGGUGAGGAGGGGCGCUGUGUCCAUCCCUCUCUCCCUCCCCGGCCCCCCCCCCUUUCCAGCUUACUGCUCCAAGAGCUCAAGGGGGGUGGAAUUCACAGGCCAGGGCGCAUCUUUUAUUUAUUUAAUUAUGUUGCCCAACAGAACUUGAUUGUAAAUUAAAAAGAAAUCUGUUAUAUA